Gasterosteus aculeatus aculeatus (three-spined stickleback) is the source of this 5165-nucleotide messenger RNA. Its product is annotated as mitogen-activated protein kinase kinase kinase 12. NCBI's taxonomy places the organism in Eukaryota, Metazoa, Chordata, Actinopteri, Perciformes, Gasterosteidae. Gene Ontology annotation, molecular function: ATP binding; MAP kinase kinase kinase activity. Gene Ontology annotation, cellular component: cytoplasm. The record is from RefSeq and is a predicted model, not a curated record. Gene Ontology annotation, biological process: JNK cascade; protein autophosphorylation.
GUCCUUGUCUCACCGCACGGAGCUCGUCACCGCGCGCUCGUCCCCUGAUAGGAGGACACCGACGCCGCAUCCCUCCCUCGUCCUCCUCUCCCCCUCCCCACGCUGGUGUUUACGAGUGUAUAUAGGUGAGAUAAACCUUAUCAAUUCCUGGUGUAUGCGCAGAUCGCACCCUCUAAGGAGAAUGGAAAAGGAGGAGGAGGAGGAGGAGGUGUAAGAGCAGGAAAAACAAGCGGACCGAGGGAGCGUUCACGUUUCCAGCUGUAGCGGCGUUUACUGCUCGCUGGGGGGAGACGACGCAGACCUCCAGUCAUCCAGGGCGGAGAAGCGUCGUUGGAUACAGAGGAGGAGGAGGAGGAAGAGGAGGAGGGGGAGUGAGCGUGGAUGCUGGGUUGUUUUUUUUUCACCGACAAGACCAGAAAGGGAGAAUUAUCAGGCGGUUGUUGUUCGAAUCCUAAACUGCGAAGUGGAAAUACGCGUUUGUGGUCACCGGCGAUGGACUCCAGCUGUCGGCACUAAGCUCUCUAGUUUUUCUGAUGACCAACGGCCCUCAUGGCGCUUAUUCAUGAAUCACGUGCCCCCUCGCCUUCUCUCUCCGGCUUCAACAGCCCGCUCUCUGACCCGCCGUCCUUCCGUCGCCUCGAUGCCGAGACGCCCUGCACCCCAGAAAUGGACCUUACCCCGACCCAGUGCGUCCUUCGCAACGUCCUCUCCAUGGACACCGGAGGCGUCGUGGAGCCGGGGGGCGGCGGAGGUGGAGAGGGGCAGACUUGUGCACACAACCAGACACCGAACGAGGAUCAACAGGAGCACUUUGCCAACAGUGUCCUGAAGCUACACGAGCACGACGGGGGUCCGGGGCGGACGGAGGGAGAGGGGCAGGAGAUGGAAGGCAGUGCCGUCAGGAGCCAAGCGGGUGUCGCCAGGCUACAGUGCCAGUCCACCGGAGGGGGAGGAGGGUUUCUGGAGGGGUUGUUUGGGUGUCUGCGGCCUGUCUGGACUAUGAUUGGCAAAGCUUACUCCACGGAGCACAAACACGGCCUGGACGAGGCGUGGGAGAUCCCCUUCGAGGAGAUAUCGGACCUGCAGUGGGUGGGCAGCGGAGCGCAGGGCGCCGUCUUUCUGGGCAAACUGUACGGACAGGAAGUGGCUGUCAAGAAAGUGCGUAACAUCAAAGAGACGGACAUCAAGCACCUGCGCAAGCUCAAGCACCCCAACAUCAUCACUUUCAAAGGUAUUUGUACCCAGGCUCCGUGUUACUGCAUCAUCAUGGAGUACUGUGCCCAAGGACAGCUGUUUGAGGUGCUGAGAGCGGGCAGGCAGAUCCAUCCCUCCCUGCUGAUGGACUGGGCCAUGGGCAUCGCCGGGGGCAUGAACUAUCUCCACCUCCACAAGAUCAUCCACCGAGACCUCAAGUCACCAAACAUGCUGAUCACGUAUGAUGACGCGGUGAAGAUUUCUGAUUUUGGCACAUCCAAGGAGCUCAGUGACAAGAGCACCAAGAUGUCCUUCGCUGGUACGGUGGCCUGGAUGGCUCCCGAAGUCAUACGCAACGAACCCGUCUCAGAGAAAGUGGAUAUUUGGUCAUUCGGCGUCGUGCUGUGGGAGAUGCUGACAGGAGAGGUGCCCUAUAAGGAUGUGGACUCCUCUGCCAUCAUCUGGGGUGUGGGCAACAACAGUCUCCAUCUGCCUGUACCUGAUAGCUGCCCAGACAGCUUCAAACUACUCCUGAGGCAAUGCUGGAACUGCAAGCCGAGAAACAGGCCUUCCUUCCGGCAGAUUCUCCUGCAUCUGGACAUCGCAUCAGCAGAUAUACUAUCGACUCCACAAGAAACCUAUUUUCAGACUCAGGUGGAGUGGAGGGAUGAGGUGAGGCACCACUUUGAGAAGAUCAAGUCCGAAGGGACGUGUCUUCACAGGCUGGACGAGGAGCUGAUCAAAAGACGCAGAGAAGAACUCAGACAUGCACUGGACAUCCGGGAGCACUACGAGAGGAAGCUGGAGAGAGCCAACAAUCUCUACAUGGAGCUCAACGCCAUCAUGCUGCAGCUGGAGCUCAAAGAGAAAGAACUGCACAAGAGGGAGAAUUCACUGGACAAGAAGUAUCCGGGCUGCUUCAAGCACCAAAGCUCCCGACAGUCGGCCUCCUCCAACUCCAUGGAGAAGCUGAUGAAAAAACGCAACGUACCUCAGAAACUUCCUUCAUACAACAAGAGGCCAGACUUACUAAAGUCAGAGGUCAUCCUCCCCAAACUGGACUCUUCAAUGACACAGGUCACAAUCCCCAACAAGGGAUCUACCUCCCCUGGCCGCUCACGUCGAGGAAAACCCCGCUACAGGAAGGCUGGGAAAGGUAGCAGUGGGGACUUGGCUCAGCUGAAAGCCACUCUCUCCUCCUCUUUAGCCAUGGUGAACGCCACCUCGUCGGUCCCCAGCAGCAAGCAGCAUUUAGACCCCAGUGCCGCCCUGCGAGGCCUGCAGCACGACCUGCUGCUCAAGAAGAUGUACUCCUCCAGCCCGGAUCUCAUUUCGACCACCUUGGAGGCGGAAGGCCGGAGGAAGGGGCAGGUCAUGCCGGGGCUGGACAGGGCGGGCAGCCAGAGCGCCUCGGCCGGGCUGGGGGAGAGCAGAGGGACCGGAGGAGGCGAGGAGGGCGCGGACGUGAGCGCGCGGACGGACGACCUGGCUGAGACACCCCCACGCAGUGACACGCCCAGCGAGGACGCCGCCUCCAUCCCGUUCUCCAGCAGCCCCGACUCGCCGUGCGGCAGGGGAGCCGCCGCGGGGCGGGCGCCCGCGCUCGGAAGCCCCCGCGUCCCCCACGAGGGCGAGGAGAAGGAGGACGGGGUGGUCAUCACCCGCUCGCCCAGGAGCCAGCGCCUCACUCCUGCUGCGCUGCUCUACAGGGCAGCAGUCACACGCAGCCAGAGACGUGGAGUGUCGUCAGAAGAAGAGGAGGGGGAGGUGGACAGUGAAGUGGAGUUGCCAAGGAGACGGCGUCCCGUGAGCAUGACCAAGUGCCAGUCCCUGUCCAACUUCAGCUCAGAGAACCUGUCGGUGUCGGACGGCGAGGAGGGAAACACCACCGACCACUCCCACAGCGGCACGCCGGACGUGGUCAGCACCAACACCGACGAGCGCCUCGACGACAAGAGCGACGACCUGCUGUCUCAGGGCUCGGAGAUUCCCGCCGACCCGUCCGACUCAACCCACGGCUUGUCUGAGAAGGAAGCUGUUCUCCGACAGGUCAAGACCCAGCUCGCCACUAACGAUCAUAAUUAUGAGCAGGGCCUGUACGAUGACUCGGACUGUGACAGCGCAGAGCUGGACCACUCGGGCAGCGCGGAGCCCAGCCGGCCCGCAGCCAACUGGUGAAAAGUCACCUCAACCCACUCCGACGCCCGCCGAUGUGGCGCCCCGAAGCCUCGUUGACUCUAACCUGACCAGAGGCAUCGCGGGAGGAGGGGGGGGGAGGGUCCGGAAAUCAGGCGUUUCUCUGUCAUCACUAGCAGGAAGUGAAGACAUUCACUUGAUGUGGUGAGUGUUUUCGGAGCACUGAUGUCCUGUGGGGUGGGAUUGGGGGGUGGUUGAACAGAUAAAAACAUUUCCUCUGAGAUAAACCGGUCCGAAGGACGUGAAACUGAAUUGGAGCACCGGGCGAGCUGACGGCGCGGCGGCCGUCAAAGCAACGACCGUCGAUUAAAACGCCUCCGUUUGUAUUCUUUAUCUCCGUUAUGAGUAAGUGCGUCAUAUCAUUUCACAUCACGUCGUACGGGAAUGUGACUCUAACGUCUUAUCAGGGUGUCAUUAUAUUCUAAGGUUGCUAUUGUCGACAUCACUGGGACACCCGCUGAUGUUUCUGCUUGCACUUAGUCCAUGAAAUGUACAAAUUUUAUUGUGAUUAUCGUGUCAUAAUGCAUUUUCUCCCAUAACGUUAUGCACUAAUUUAUUGUUAUUUUACAGUGAAUUCAUUGACAUUCUUAAGAAAAACCACGUUUACAUUUUUCAUUUAUAUCUUCAUUUUUUAAUUUAUAUUCGAGUCACGGAUUACGUUCUCCCAUUUUCUACUCCUGUGUUUUAAAUAUCUAUGUAAAUAUGUGAUGUUGUAAAAUGAACAAAUUUUUAAAACGUGAGAUUGUAUAAUUUAAAGGUGCUGAUGUUUGUAACUAGGUGCCACUACUCUAUUUGAACCUCAAGAAGCUUAUGUUAGUAGAAUGUACUGUAGCCUCUGGUCAUGUCCGAGCAUCAAAACACAGAUAAAAGAGUAACGUGUGAACAAAGAAAAAGCAAUAUGUCCGCUCCUGUCACGUCACAGGUCAAAAGAACCACAGCUGACUUCGCUGAGAGCAGAUGGGCUUUUUUUUUUUAAUUAGUAUUGCAGUGUUUACCGUAUUAAAACGCAAUACCAGUUUGAAAACCCCAUUUUGAACAUCUAGGGAUGUAUAUAGAAAAGCAUGCUUGUGAUGAAGUAUGCGUGGCUUGUUUGUCACUAGAAUAUUAGCUCCAUCCAUUGAGAAAGAAACCCACGAGACUGCAGACUAAAUGUCUGAAGGCAUCUGGAUGACAGGGACACAAAACACUCAAACAUCAGAUCUUAAGCAGUAAUGGGAUGAACAGUUUUUCCUCUCCUCCCACAAAAUAAAAGGAGUGUUUACCUACAAAUGAGCCAUGAAAUCAUGAUUUGGCCACUUGCAUCUAGUGCUGACCCGCAACAUGGCAGAUGCAACUAUUUAAAUAUCGUGGCAUUAAAACAUAAAACUCUGAUCUCGAUGUACUUGUGUCCCUUGACAAAGCCUUCUUGUGCACAUGUGGUUUAAUCUGACUGCAAAUCAGCCAGCUGCAUUCUGCUCCUUAUGAGUGAUCAGGUUCCAAUCAAUAAGCUAGAAGAAAAAGGCAGCUUUGUUUUGUCAGUUUUUUCCACUUACAAUUUGUAGAACAUUUUAAACUGACUGUACCCAAGAUUUAAAAAUCGGAAUCCUUCUACAGGACAAAAUGUUGCCAAAAAACGAUACUGCCCUCUAGUGUCUCCAUAGUGAAGGUACUUGCGUUUCCGAAGAUGCUGAUUGAAAACCCCCUGUAUGAACCGCAACGUUUCCCUUUUCUAUUAUUGUAACUGUACCAUAAAUAUAUUUAAGAAACAAUUUAAAAUAAAAACCAAACCUAGAAAA